Molecule: messenger RNA, 432 nt
Organism: Phytophthora nicotianae INRA-310
Lineage: Eukaryota; Oomycota; Peronosporomycetes; Peronosporales; Peronosporaceae
Exons: 1
Coding region: 1-432 (143 amino acids)
Source: RefSeq, a predicted model, not a curated record
AUGCGUUUCAGCUUCAUCUUCACCCUGCUCGUCGUCACUCUGAUCGCGUGCUACAAUGGUUUCGCCAGCGCUGAGAGCGCCGUUGCCCUGGACAAGCGUCCUGACCCCGUUAACGUCCCCAUCAGCCAUGACAUCACACGUCGCAACCUCAGGGCGAACGGUGAAGAGAGAGCGGCGGGCUUUCUGAGCAAGUUAAAGGGUAUUUUUAGCAAGCCUGGUGUCAGCCAGAAGGUCGAGGCUCUGCAGAAGAACCCUACCAUGGUCAAGAAUUUAGAGAAGGCCACAUUUACUCAGAAGGGGUCGAGCAAGGUCCGCGCGUGGUUUAUGAAUAUGUACAACAACAGCUCAAAGAGGGACAAGUUCUUCAUUCUCGCGACCCUCAUCAUGUUUCCUAUCGGCGCAUGGGCGGUUAUUACCAAUUAUAGGAGGUAG